Alternaria alternata is the source of this 1750-nucleotide messenger RNA. RefSeq lists its product as hypothetical. The coding region runs from base 410 to 1270 and encodes 286 amino acids. NCBI's taxonomy places the organism in Eukaryota, Fungi, Ascomycota, Dothideomycetes, Pleosporales, Pleosporaceae. The transcript has a single exon. The record is from RefSeq and is a predicted model, not a curated record.
UGUUUCGCCGACAUCUCACUUUCGGCUCUCCAAUAUAUACCCCGACCCCAAGUCAGACUAGGUCGACCAUGUCCACCACUCGAAACACUCGAAAAAGCUGCGGAAACACGUAAGCUCGACCGUUUUGUGGUCUAAACAACGUCAUUUGUGUCAUUUUCAGACACGCUUCAUCGAUUUGGGGCUUUUCGGCUUGUGUUCUGGGUGAUAUUGUAAGAUCAGCGGUCCACGGGUCGCAGGUAAGAAUAGAUUAAGUAGCCAAUGUUUCUUCUAUCAAGCUGUAAAACCACCACGUGGAGUCAAUGUCGCUUUCGGGACACUCUACACUCUCAUCAUGACUUCCACCACACGAGCGAUGCUGCUCAGCCUAGGUAUGGAACUAAGUUGUGGAUCUAAGGAUCCAACUAAUUGAAUGCUAGUAGCGACCGCAGCUUCUGCGCAAUACGGACCUGGUGGCCGAUAUGGUCCUGAUGGAUCUGGAGGAGGUAGUGACAACGAUGAUAACGAUUUCGGCUCAUCAUUUGGCGGCGGCCGCGGCGGUUUUUCAUUGGAAUCACGACACAAGAUCAUCAUAGCCCAUGGUGUUCUGGCAGCCCUAGCAUUUGUCUUGUUCUUCCCAGUUGGAUCGAUCCUCAUUCGACUAGGAUCAUUCCGCGGCGUUUGGCUUGUCCACGGCUUGUUUCAACUCUUUGCGUAUGUCGUAUACAUCGCAGCAUUCGGUAUCGGCGUUUGGAUGAUCAACAACAUACCAGUCAACAUGCUCGACAAUUACCACCCGAUCAUUGGUAUCAUUGUCUUCGUUCUGCUCUUUUUCCAACCUAUCCUUGGUUUCGUACAUCACCUCAAGUUCAAGAAACAUAAUCGCCGAACUAUCUGGUCGUACGGUCAUCUCUGGCUGGGACGUAUCCUGAUCACGAUGGGCAUGGUUAAUGGUGGCCUCGGUCUGCUUCUUGCAUCGGACGCACCCGCAUUCACUGGAUUUGCUCCAAGCCGGGGUCAGACUAUCGCGUAUGGAAUCAUCGCUGGUAUCAUGUGGCUGCUUUGGGUUUCCGCUUCGAUCUAUGGGGAGAGAAAGAGGAAGAUCCCGCGAAAAGCAGCAUUGAACAAGGAAGUCGAUGACGGAUCGCCACGCCCUUAUGAUGAUGGAAAGGAAUAUUAUGCGUAUGUCGGUCGCUGUUCUACCUAUGUGUGUUCCGUUGCUAACCGUAUGACAGGCAACGAACUUAUGCUUGAACGUAUCAAUGAUUUCUCAGAGGAAAGCAGUGCACAUUGAACCUAGUACAAUGUUUAAAACGGUUAUUUUAAAAACAUAGCGCGCUUCCCACACAGUUUUUAUUACCUGGCGUGCCUGAUAACGCCUUGUCUUUAUGCUUGUCUCCUUCGUAACAAAACCCUAUACAGAACUUUUUCUACUUAUCCUCGCAAUCUCGUGGGUCAGACAAGUCUUUGUCUUCUUACUUGCUGCAUUUGGCCGUGGCUGAUGCAACCGCUUCGUUCGGAACAAGGAACCUAAUCGGUCGACAAGAAACGUAUUAGCAAGCAUGAUAAUCUUCGCCAUUCCGUUUUUUUUAACCAUACUCGGCGAAUUAAAUAACCAAUUGGUAGAGUGAAGAACCACAAUGCCCAUAUACGGGUUGCAAAUCCAUCGCGGGAGUCCUCCAAGUGAUGUUUUUCUGUCAUAAAAACCCAGAUACAGCUCGCAAUCCACACCACUGUAUCAAAGAGAAAAGAUAAAUAUCCUUUUUAAGAGUGC